AGGCUGAGCUUGGGUGAUAAUGGAAACUCCGGCUGGAGCCGCCGCCGCCUCCACCCUUCACUUUCCCGCCCUCCCGUCUUAAGCAAAGAGUUCGCGACGCUGGCCUUGGCGAGCGUCCUAUAAGAAGCGCUCCUCGCGCCCCUGGCCGGGGAAGAAGGCAGCAGCCCCGCCGCUUCCACCUCCAGCUUGGCGCUCGCCCGGCGCUGCUGCUCUUCCUCGCCGGCAGGAGUCACGUGGCGGGCUGCCUCUUUCCCGCUGCCUUUGGUCUCGGCGGCGGCAAGAGCGGGGAGAGCCCGGCUGGGUGACCAAGCGGCGUUGCUAUUUUAAAGUCGGUUCCUCUCCCCGCCUCUCCCUUUGCCAGGGAGUUCCUCAAACCCCGGGAUCAGCAUGAGUGCCAGAGCUCUGUGCGCCAGGCAAAGGUUGCACCCUUGACUUUUGUGCGUGCCCGGGAAAAGCAGCGAGCGAGGUUUUGUGUGUGUGUGUGUGUGUUUUCUCCCCUGAGGUGGGGGAAUUUCUGCUGCCAAGGUGGGACGCUUCCUCAGUGCAACACCCCACGCGCCGCUCUUUUGCAUUGCUGAGGCUGCUUUCGGUUGGUGGCAUCCCUGCCGUGAUGAAAGAGCAUGGGUCGGGCUAAGUAGGAGCUGCUGCUGCUACUUGGACAAGUAUGCUUGCUGCUCCCCAGACGGGGCUGCUGCAGCAAUAGUGGGGUUGCCUCCUUGAAUGAAACUCUUCAGGGGAGAGAAGGAAGGAAGGAAGGAAGGAGAAGAUUCCGCCAAGCAUUUCUUUCGCCAGGCUCAGCCUCCCAGACUUGGCUCAGAAAUGGAGACGGAUGGCAUUGAUCUUCACAGAAUUCCCCGCGAGUCAUACACCGAUGGUUCAUUUCAUGGGGUGGAGUUUCUGCCAGAAGAUUUCAGAGACUCUCCUAAUGAAAGAACAAUGAGGGUGAAUGAGAAAUACUCCACGCUACCUGCUGAUGAGAAAGGGAUCCACAUUAUCAACAUCAGAGCUAUUGAAGAUAUAGGAUACGUUCGCACGGAGAGUACGUUCUUGAAUUCAUUCUCGCAAGAUCCUGAUGCCAACUGCAAGUAUGGACUUUAUUUCAGAGACGGGAAAAGGAAAGUGGAUUAUAUCCUGGUUUACCACUACAAGAAGUCCUCCUUCAGCAGAACGCUCACCAGGCGGAUCCAUUUCAAUGACCUGGGGCCUCGGAGCCUCAAACAGGACCAGCCGCUUCCUGGGAAAGCAGGGCAGGUUAAUAUGCACGACAGUGAGCCCCACAUGGAUUACCAUGAAGAUGACAAGAGAGUCCGCAGAGAAGAGUACGAAAACAACCUUAUGCAGGCCGGCCUUGAGUUGGAAAGAGAUGAAGACACAAAAAUACAUGGGCUUGGAUUUGUAAAAAUACAUGCACCUUGGAAUGUUUUGUGCCGGGAAGCAGAAUUUAUGAAACUGAAGAUGCCCACAAAAAAGGUAUAUCAAAUUCAUCAACCUCAUGGCCUAUUGAAAAAAAUCAAUUCCGUAAUUCAAAAAAUAACGGAACCCAUCCAACCUAAAGUGGCAGAACACAAACAUCAGACAGUGAAACGCCUCUCCUACCCCUUCUCCAGGGAGAAACAACACUUAUUUGACCUCUCUGACAGAGAUUCCUUUUUUGACAGCAAGACCAGAAGUACCAUAGUUUAUGAAAUAUUGAAAAGAACUACAUGCACCAAAGCCAAAUAUAGCAUGGGGCAAGGAGAGGGAAGAAAGAAGGAAACUACCCUUUUAAAUAAAAGACGAAAAUGUGGUAAAUAUGGGAUCACCAGUCUGCUUGCCAAUGGCGUUUACAGUGCUGCAUAUCCCUUGCAUGAUGGGGAUUAUGAAGGUGAACACGUUGAGCACAAUGACAGAAAACUCCUGUGUGAGGAAUGGGCAAGUUAUGGAGUCUUUUAUAAGUACCAACCAAUUGACCUAGUGAGAAAGUACUUUGGUGAAAAGAUUGGACUGUAUUUUGCCUGGCUUGGCGUUUAUACACAAAUGCUUAUUCCAGCUUCCAUUGUGGGGAUUAUCGUGUUCCUGUAUGGCUGUGCAACAGUGGACGAGAACAUACCAAGCAUGGAGAUGUGUGACCAGAGGAACAAUAUUACUAUGUGUCCCUUAUGCGAUAGAACCUGUAGCUAUUGGAAGCUGAGCUCCGCUUGUGCCACAUCUCGGGCAAGCCAUCUCUUUGACAACCCAGCAACUGUCUUCUUCUCAGUCUUCAUGGCUCUGUGGGCUGCUACAUUCAUGGAACACUGGAAGAGAAAACAGAUGCGUCUGAACUACAGAUGGGAUCUGACUGGGUUUGAAGAAGAGGAAGAGGCAGUCAAGGAUCACCCCAGGGCUGAAUAUGAAGCUAAAGUGUUAGAAAAAUCACUAAGGAAAGAAUCCAAAAAUAAAGAGAAGGGCCCGCAAUUGCCAGAAGAGGCAGCCAACAAAUGGCGACAAAGAGUUAAGAGAGUCAUGGCUGGGGUGAAAUUGACUGAAAAAGAAAAACUGACGUGGAAAGAUCGUUUUCCAGCAUACUUCACAAAUUUUGUGAGCAUCAUUUUCAUGAUUGGACUGACAUUUGCCAUUGUUUUUGGAGUCAUAAUAUACCGAAUCUCCACUGCAGCAGCUUUAGCCAUCAGCUCCACUCCCGGUGGCCGGUCUAAUGUUAGAGUAACUGUCACAGCAACUGCAGUGAUUAUUAAUCUGGUGGUGAUAAUAAUCUUGGAUGAAGUAUACGGCUGCAUAGCCAGAUGGCUGACCCAGAUUGAGGUUCCAAAAACAGACAAGAGUUUUGAAGAACGUCUUAUCUUCAAGGCCUUCCUUUUGAAAUUUGUCAAUGCCUACACGCCUAUUUUCUAUGUGGCUUUCUUCAAGGGCCGAUUCGUUGGGCGCCCAGGAGAUUAUGUCUACAUUUUUCAUUCUUUUCGCAUGGAAGAGUGUGCUCCUGGUGGUUGCCUAAUGGAAUUGUGUAUACAACUUAGCAUUAUUAUGUUGGGCAAACAGCUGAUUCAGAACAAUCUUUUCGAAAUUGGCAUUCCAAAAAUGAAAAAAUUCAUAAGAUACUUGAAAUCGAAACGACGGCGUCCUGGAGACCACGAGGAAUAUUUGAAGAAAAAACAACGCUAUGAAGUAGACUAUAAUCUGGAGCCUUUUGCUGGUCUUACUCCAGAAUACAUGGAAAUGAUCAUCCAGUUUGGGUUUGUAACCCUGUUUGUUGCAUCUUUCCCACUGGCUCCCUUGUUUGCGCUCCUGAACAACAUCAUUGAAAUACGUCUGGAUGCAAAGAAGUUUGUUACUGAGCUUAGAAGGCCAGUUGCAGUAAGAGCAAAAGAUAUAGGAAUAUGGUAUAAUAUCCUCAGAGGUGUAGGAAAACUUGCUGUGAUCAUAAAUGCAUUUGUGAUCUCAUUCACAUCUGACUUCAUUCCACGCCUCGUGUACCUGUAUAUGUACAGUGAAAGUGGCACCAUGCAUGGCUUCGUGAACCAUACGCUAUCCUAUUUUAAUGUCAGCGAUUUUCAAGAUGGAACAGCUCCAAAUGACGCUAUGGAGCUUGGCUACCCAGUCCAAAUAUGCAGAUACAAAGAUUACCGAGAUCCCCCGUGGUCUGAAACUAAAUAUGAUAUUGCAAAGGAUUUCUGGGCUGUGCUAGCAGCAAGACUAGCGUUUGUAAUAGUGUUUCAGAACUUGGUCAUGUUUAUGAGUGACUUUGUGGACUGGAUUAUCCCAGACAUUCCCAAGGACAUCAGUCAGCAAAUUCAUAAGGAGAAAGUUCUGAUGGUGGAAGUCUUCAUGAAAGAAGAACAGGGAAAGCUGCAGCUGCUAGAAAACUGGGGGGGCAAGGAGAAAAGGAAAGGUGAAAACUGUAACAACCAUAGCCCCAGAUCGUCAAUGAGCCAUAGAGGGAGUGCGUCUUCCAUUCAUUCAUGCCAUGUUGAAGUGUAGAAGAGGAAGUGGUUUUAUUCCGGGGCAUUCCACUCAUAAGCAAGCCAUUAUUUAAAGGAUAGGACUUGAUUCUUUAACAGCCUGGUGCAUGUUUAAGCAUAUGCAACCAUUUUGCUUAUAUCUAUGUAAGAAAUUACGUUCUUACAAAAAUGGAGGACCAUAUUCUGUUUCUGACAAGGAUCUUUUGGGGGUUUUAUUUGCACAAAAAGCAAUGCAGGGAUAUUUUUUUUUUUACAUAUAUCUAUAUUUCAUGGUUAGCUUAUAACUAUCACUGUUUUUAUAUUUUAAGAAAAUAGAACAGGUAGGCUAUUCUCUUGGGAAUUUUACUUUAGCUUAUUUAUUGAAAAAUGGCCGAGGGUUUUGAAUAACUAGAGGCUCCCCAUUCCUGAUAAGCUGAAUGGGAGCUUUACAGUUUGCAAAGCAAAUAAAGAGCAUCCUGUGGAGUUCUUCCUUGCAAGACAGAGGAAGAAAAACUGUGCUUCAAUCUGCUGGCCUUUUUGCAAGCAGAAAUCCUGUUGUGUUUCCUGGGCUCUAUGCUGAACAUGCAAUAUUUUCUCUUAAGCAAAAGCAGUGGCAAGAAGAUUUUGUUUCUCAUCUGGGGCUCACGCCUUGGGUAGAAUCCAAUUCAUCACUUCACUCACACCAGUGAACAAAAUGGUGGGGCCAUCAGCCCAGCACUACUGAGAGCAGUUUGUUUGAAUAUCUUUCAUUCCUUCCGAUGUGAAAGAUGAAGGAUUUGUGAAAAGGGCAUUUAUGUUUAGUAAUCCAGAGUGUCUAAGUGCACAUUCCAGAGGGGGUCCAGAGGACAAGAAAGAAUAUGAGCAACAGCACAAUUUCCCCAAGCACUGAGGGGCCUUUUUUCAAAAGUGCCCUGAAUUAAAGAGCACACACACAGCUGCUAGCAAAUUGCACUGCCCUCCACAAACCUAGGAACCUAGUUGCUGAAGGAAUAUGUUAAACAAACUUAUUCCCCAAGCAAUUACGUUCACAGGUCAUCCUGCUCAGUGUAGCUGGACAUCCCAUCUUUGAUUACAUCUCAUACUUCCAGAUACCACAGCCCCCUACCAUUUCACUGACCAGAGCAUCGUAACUCAAAGCAUCCUUCAGUUCAGCAGUUACGAUGACUCAGCUGCCCAGUUCCCUGACAAAGGUAUCCAAAUAUUGUUCUCUGCCACUUUCCAGCUUCUCUGCUGCUUUCAGUUCUCUCACUCUUAUCAAAGGGUUGGAGCAUCUUCUCUAUGAACAUUUGAGGCUUUGUUUUUGUUUUUUACUAAAUUGGGAUGUCUUAUACAAUUAUGACUGGCACGAGGGGAGAGAGAGAGAGAGAGAUUUCUCCCUCGUAAUAUUCAGGGUCACUCAAUGAAAUUAAGAAGCAGCAUGCUCAGAAGAGAUAUUAAGAAAGUACUCUUUCACACAAUUGUUUCUUUGUGUGACAGUUUGUAAUUUCUGCCGGCUCAAAAGAGACAGGGGGAGGGAGUGUGGAAGGAGUAGGAAUGAAUGGCAGAAAGGGAGAAUCAGCAAGUGAAAUGCAUGAGGAAGAGUGCAUAGCAGGCUGAGUUGAGGGAAGAAGAGCCCAUCAGAGCAUGUGCUGGGCCAAGGGUGUCCCUCUGCAAAUCUAGUAUAGAUUCUGGUAUGGAGUUAUUCCUGAGAAUCCUUGAGGAUUAUUUUUUUUAAUCAAGUUUAAGAUCAACAGUGCAAUCCUAUGCAUGUUACCUGGGAAGUAAAUUUUCCCAGGUAAGUACAUAUAGGACUGCAACUUAAUAUUACCUUUGGCGUUUUGGUGAAGUGGAGAUAAUAGAACUCAAGUUCUAAGCUGUGUUUUGGACCAGAUUAUUUCCACCUACAAUGAUUCUGUGGAUGCAAAUAGUCCUUUUAAUUUUCCUAGCUUUUAGGACUCUAUGUCCACUUUCGACAUUCAGAGCAACACUACCCCAAAUACACUCUUCCCUGAUCUUACUAUAAAGUUUAUAUUAUGAUGAUGUGCCACCUAUUCUGCCCAUUCCAGAAUAUUUCUGAUGUGCCUACUAUUUAUUUUUUUAACAUCAGGCUCUCCAGUUCCCUCAUGUUGUGUCGGAGGCUUCUAGGCAUCUGCAUAUAAAUACUUCCAUGUUGCAUCUCCUGCCAAAUCCCCUUUUUGUGUUCAGUUUUCCCUGUGACCCUAUCGAGUGCCAUGCAGAAAGAAAUAAGCCCAGGUUGCCUUUGCAAGUCUACCAUGCACAAAUUGUUCUGGACACUUCAAAGUCAAAGAAAUCCUUCUACGAACACCUAGCUAGCCCUCGAUUGCAAUUGUCACUUUACAGUUUGUACUGGGAUACGGACAGCCAAGUACAAGAUAUGCGCGCCUCUCAUCACAUCUGAAGGGCAUGUAUGUGUAAAAUUUAGUGCAUGCCUCUUUAAAACAACAGCAACUGGGAGCAGAUCACAUGGACGUCCUUCAGACUUGAUAGUAACGGUUAGCAUUUAUACGGCACUUUCCAGAGUACAAAAAAUCUUCAGGUGCAUUAUGUUGUGGAAAAUGUGAUGAGUAGCAAGUAUACUUUUUGUAUGCCAUCUGCAAAAUGUAAAGGGAUUUUUAAAAACAAAAAACCUGUUGCUGAUCCCCAACAAGUAACACUUGCUACUUCCUACAGGCUGAGGGCCCAACAGCCUCAUUUGGGACUUUUUGGCAACAUAUCUCCAUCUCCUGGGAUGGAGAAGGAAAGAAAUGGGAGAAUCUGUUUAGUGGCUGCUAAGCAACUAUCCCAUACCCUCCCUACAAUUUGCAAACGUUUGGCAACAAAUGGCGCUGGUGACAGGGUUUGGGCAGCCAAGGCACAUGACAACAUUCCUUCCAAUGUCACUCUCCAGGGAAAGUAACCCAAGAGGAAGCUCCGGAUAACAAGUCCGAGAGCUAGAACAUACCUGCCAGGUCCAUCCCCUCCACAGUUACAUCUAGUGUCAGGCCUAGUGCUUAGGAUACGAUUGCUCCAAAAAUACGGCAUCCUCGAUAGAUAGCCCCAGUGAUGCAGGUGGACACAAAGAUGAAAGUAGAAUCAAAAGGGCAAGCACCCUGAGCAGACCCCCCCCCCUCUUAAUUUUGCCCCAUAUACAUGAAAAGUCUUUAAAUUUAUUUAUUGUGUGUGUUCUUGGCAGGGCACCAGCUCCCUCUUAAUCUGCACCUUCUACGUGUAUCUUGAGCAAAACCAACAAAGCAAAAUAUAAAACAUUUGCUUCAUGUUACAUACAAUAUGAAAUGUUCAUAUAACAGUCUUCCUAGUUAUGAACUGCAGUGCAUCAUAUCAUAUAUACCAAAAAAAGUCCUAUGCUGUGUAAGUUGAGGAUGAAAUUUAGUUUUAAUAGAGAACAAAAAUCAAUUUCAUCCACAACUGCCAAAGCCUGGCAUUAUAUUGCAAAUUAACUUACUGUAUGGUUUGUUGCAAAACCAAAUGUCCAAGAGUGUUAUAUUUCAAUUAAAAGAGCAUUGUUGCAGAAUUAUAGAAAAUAAAAGCAAAAUCAUCACAUAGUUUUGUAGUACUUAUUAGUUUUUAUACAAAGUAUGCAGCAAACUCAUUCUUAAGUAUAAUUUGUCCGAAACACUCUUUACGUGGAAGUUAACAAAAUGUUGUCCAACAUGUUUAAAAUACCAAUCUAACCAAAGAUUGUUUUUAAUAAAGGGCUUGUUUUUGUUUAUAAUUGCUUCUUAUAUAUUGAAUUGCAGGAAUGUCACCUUUUUAUAUCUAAAAAAACUUGCUUAAAAGUCUGUUACCAUUGUAGUCAGCCUUGUCUACCUUUAUUGAUACAGGAUUCACAGAAGACAAUAGAAAUUUUCUCUCACUUUUACCCUGAUCCAACAAUGGCCUUUGGCAGCGGUAAGAGCUUUUUACAACAUGGGAAAGCAUCUGUGCAUGUUUAUUGGCUAUGGAUCCUGCUGCCAACCUAUAGGUAUGGGCUUUGAUGUAGAUAUGCAGGGAGGAUGCACAUGAGAAGCAGAGGUGUUACCCGUUCAUGGACAUUGCAUGUAUAACGUGAAUGCAAGUUGACAUUCCCAUCUGUCCCUUGAAACUGAUGGGAGUGUUUCGCCAGAUGCCAUUUAGGUGCUACGUUUUCAUUGCAUAUUACUAGUUACCCACAGCAUCUGGCAUUGAGGUGAAAAUGUUAUCUAUUGGGCUAGAAAGUCUUGUGUGUGAUCGCCAGAACUGCUCUGUUCUUGGCCUGUAAACUUAAAUUAUUAUGUUUUAAAAUGUAUUUAAGGCACGAUCUAGACUACACACCCCAGGUUGUUCUAGGACUCGCCAGAUGCAAAGAGUGAUAUCCUUUAUUAGCCACAUCCAGAGUAGCUGCAUUGAAAUCUGUGGAUUUUAUUCCAUUGGGUCUAUCUAGCAUUGGAUGCCAUCCCAAAUCCAGAGAUCCCUACCUACACAUUCCACCAAACCAGUAGCCAGCUCUUUCAGCUUUUAAAUGUUCAUCAUCUACUCCAGGAGUGGGUAACCUUUGGCCCUCCAGGUGUUGCUGAAGUUAAACUCCCAUCAGCCCCAGCAAGCAUGGCUGAUGGUCAGGGAUAUUGAGAAUGAUAGUUCAGCAAAACCUGGGGGGGGGGGGAGCAAGGUUUCCCCAUUCAUGAUCUACUGGACAGAGAGGGAAUGUUUGAAAAUCAGUUCCAUCAAACCCCUUCCCCACCAAUGGUCAGUAUUUUUAGUAUGCAAACCGAUGCACAAAAUAUCAGUGAUGAGCCAGCCAGGAUAGCACAUUAAGUGUUUUUUUUGGCAAAUGCACAAUCUUUCCCCCUGGAUCAAACUCUUCUGGGGGUUUUUCCAGCAGAAGCUGGAUUUGCACAGCUCUGAUUGGCUAACACCCCUGUGUCGAUCAUGAAGUCAACUCCAAUGAUUUCUUGGAACAAUUUUUAGCACCUUAAAAAGAUGUGGCCCUUUGUUAGAUAAAUAAUUACGCUGCCAAGCAGAGGCAUGAGCAGAUAAAUAUGAAUGAAAAUGUGUGUGGCGUUAGACCUGGAGGCUGCAUGUGUGUUCUUUGAAGAGCAAAAUCAAAGCAGCAGAACUCACCUUGGAGGGGAGAAACCUGUACCCGAUUCUGGUUGCAGGUGCAUCUGUAUGCAACCUUCGAGCUGUUAGCAUUGACCACCUGUUCAAAGUUCACACAGAGUGCAGGUGUCAGAUGGAUAUUUCCUUCUGCGUUGAUGGGACAAUAUUCAAAAGAGCAAUCUACAUGAAGGAGGCUGCAGCCCUUUGCACACUUACAUGGGAGCUGGUCACACUGAACUCAUGGCAUGGACAUGAUUCCAGAAGCCUAUUUGCAUGUGCAGAUUAUGCUUGUUGGAUUGGGAUGAAUAUGAGGGAAACAAGGCAGCAGGAACAGAAUGCAGGAGGUGCCGGCCUCUUCUUCUCAUGAGCAAAAAAUCAAUCCCUUUGUGACUUCCAUCUUACUGUUUUUCUCUCUAGGUAGCCUACAUUCAUGUAAAAUGUAUCCUGAGCUAUUAGUUUAACUAGAAACCAGGAUGAAUGUACACACCCAUAGAAAAUGUAUAUUCCAUUUCACGCUCUAUCAGCUUGUAAUUUUAUAAGUACUGUAGAUGGAUUGCCCAGUUUAGAAUUAUAUGCUGAAUACAAGCGAUGGGAAAUAAAGAAAUUGUAAAGAGUUAUCUUAAAAUGUUGUCCUAAUACAUUCCUGUAAAUAUUAAGACUAUAUACUUAUAAACAUUCAUUAUUUUGAGAUCAUUAAAUAAUAAUAAAUUCUUUUACUUGUUUUAUA
Molecule: messenger RNA, 9693 nt
Organism: Podarcis raffonei (Aeolian wall lizard)
Lineage: Eukaryota; Metazoa; Chordata; Lepidosauria; Squamata; Lacertidae
Gene: ANO1
Product: anoctamin 1
Exons: 28
Coding region: 721-3951 (1076 amino acids)
Biological process (GO): chloride transmembrane transport
Cellular component (GO): plasma membrane
Molecular function (GO): chloride channel activity; protein dimerization activity
Source: RefSeq, a predicted model, not a curated record